CCAUAAAAGGACGCCUACAUAAUCUCUCUUAACAUGCCAAAGUAACCUACUUCAGUUGGGCAAAUACUUAACUGCUACUGCCCGGAGGCCCCAACAAGUCACAGAGGUGUCUUUCUCUGACUGACUGAGGACGAGCGUGGGCAGGAGGCCCCUCAAGAGUCUUCUCCUUGGGGUUCAACACUGUCCUGGAAAUAGGAACUCCACUGUCGUUAAGAACCAUUCCGCCGCUCUGGAGUGGCUGGGCCACACUGAUCCCAGGCUGUCUACACACAGACUGUGAACACCAAUGAUGGAUACAAAACUGGACAACAAUUUUACAAUAGUCUUUGCAGCUUCUCAGGGCAACGACUGUGAUCUCUAUGCACACCACAGCACAGCCAGGAUACUAAUGCCUCUGCAUUACAGCAUUGUCUUCGUAAUUGGGCUUGUAGGAAAUGUGCUAGCCUUGGUUGUCAUUAUUCAAAACAGGAAAAAAAUCAACUCUACUACCCUAUAUUCAACAAACUUGGUGAUUUCUGAUAUACUUUUCACCACUGCUCUGCCUACACGGAUAGCCUACUACGCCCUGGGCUUUGACUGGAAAAUCGGCGACGCCUUGUGCAGGAUAACUGCGCUGGUAUUUUACAUCAAUACAUACGCAGGUGUGAACUUCAUGACCUGCUUGAGCAUUGACCGGUUCUUUGCUGUGGUGCACCCUCUGCGGUACAACAAGAUGAAAAGAAUUGAACAUGCAAAAUGCAUUUGCAUAUGUGUCUGGAUUCUAGUAUUUGCUCAAACACUCCCGCUACUCAUAAAACCUAUGUCAAAGCAGGAGGAAGAAAGGACUACAUGCAUGGAAUAUCCAAACUUUGAAGAAACAAAAUCUCUUCCCUGGAUGCUGCUUGGUGCAUGUUUCAUAGGAUAUGUGCUUCCUCUCCUGAUCAUUCUCAUCUGCUACUCUCAAAUCUGUUGCAAACUCUUUAAAACUGCCAAACAAAACCCACUAACUGAGAAAUCUGGUGUAAACAAAAAGGCUCUCAACACAAUUAUUUUUAUAAUUGUUGUGUUUGUUCUCUGUUUCACACCUUACCAUGUUGCAAUUAUUCAACACAUGAUUAAGAAGCUUCAUUUUCCUGGUCUCCUGGAAUGCAGCCAAAGACAUUCGUUCCAGAUCUCCCUGCACUUUACAGUAUGUCUGAUGAACUUCAAUUGCUGCAUGGACCCUUUUAUAUAUUUCUUUGCAUGUAAAGGGUAUAAGAGAAAGGUUAUGAAGAUGUUGAAGCGUCAGGUCAGUAUAUCAAUUUCCAGUGCCGUGAGGUCAGCCCCUGAAGAAAACUCACGUGAAAUGACAGAAACUCAAACAAUGAUACAUUCCAAGUCUUUAAACGGAAAGUAAAAAGGAAUUAAAUCUUGGGUUUACAGCAAAGUAGAUUGUAUGACAAACUUUGCCGGACUUUUCUCAUAAAGCAAAAUGAUUGUUCAACUUCCAAUAAGGAUUCCUGUAAAUUCCUUUCGUUGGGCAUUAGCUCCCACCUCCAACUUGGAAGAAAACUGAUGUGUAUUAUUUUCUACACUCAAGAAAAUAACAUAAAGCAAAGUUCUAAUUUGUAAGUGAAAUACUAUACCAAAAGGGAGGCUAUUUUAAUAAGUCUCUGUAGAGUUUUAUAUAAAAUUAAGAAAAUUCUUCAUAAAAAAUUAAAAAUUACAGCAUCACGUACUUCCUGCCAAUAAUUUGGCAAAAGAAAAGGCUGUAAGAUUGUAUACUGCCCAUGUAAAAAUGUCAAUAUUGUAACAUGUUUCUUUCUUUUUGGUAACAUAUUUCUUUAAUCCCUACUUCUUUCAGUCUUAAGACUUUUAUCUCCUCAAUAACAUCAGCAUUUUGUUUUGUUUUGUUCUGAGUCAUAAUAUUUUGUUUCAAAGAACUCUUUUGGAAUAAAGAACAGGAUGCUACAAAA
This is a messenger RNA of Callorhinus ursinus (northern fur seal), 1934 nucleotides long. RefSeq names its product G protein-coupled receptor 183 (gene GPR183). The record is from RefSeq and is a predicted model, not a curated record. Gene Ontology annotation, biological process: G protein-coupled receptor signaling pathway; B cell activation involved in immune response. Lineage: Eukaryota; Metazoa; Chordata; Mammalia; Carnivora; Otariidae. Gene Ontology annotation, cellular component: membrane. Gene Ontology annotation, molecular function: oxysterol binding; G protein-coupled receptor activity.